AUGGGUUGGAUCGGAGAAACUGUAGAUUCUAUCAAAUCUAUUCAGAUCCGUCAGCUUUUCACGCAGGCGAUCAGUCUAGGAAUGAUUGUUACAUCUGCUUUGAUCAUAUGGAAAGCUUUGAUGUGUGUCACUGGAAGCGAAUCCCCUGUUGUGGUUGUUCUCUCUGGAAGCAUGGAACCCGGUUUUAAGAGGGGGGAUAUCUUGUUCUUGCACAUGAGUAAGGACCCAAUUCGAGCAGGCGAAAUUGUUGUUUUUAAUGUUGAUGGUCGUGAUAUUCCCAUUGUUCAUCGUGUCAUCAAGGUUCACGAGAGGGAAAAUACAGGAGACGUUGACGUUCUGACAAAAGGUGACAAUAACUAUGGAGAUGAUAGACUUCUCUAUGCCGAAGGACAGCUUUGGCUUCAUCGACAUCAUAUAAUGGGUCGUGCUGUCGGGUUCUUGCCUUAUGUUGGAUGGGUGACUAUAAUUAUGACAGAAAAACCUAUCAUUAAGUAUAUCCUCAUAGGUGCUUUGGGUUUACUCGUUAUAACUUCCAAGGAUUGA
Microthlaspi erraticum is the source of this 543-nucleotide messenger RNA. The record is from the annotation of a GenBank genome assembly. NCBI's taxonomy places the organism in Eukaryota, Viridiplantae, Streptophyta, Magnoliopsida, Brassicales, Brassicaceae.